AUGGAGCCCAGCAGUACCAGAAAGACUUCCAAUAAAACCAGGAACGUAUGCCACCAGUUCCAGAAAACCGGAAAAUGCACCUACGGAGAUUCGUGCAAGUUUGCCCACCGCCAGCACGCAUCCCCGCAUCCUCCGCCGCCAGCUGGUGAGGGGCCUCCCCCGUAUUCAGACAGCGAAACUUCCGGGGAACCCAUCGACGAGUUCUUCUCGCAAUACUCGGGUUUCAAGCACAAACGCAAUGCCCCCUACUGGACCGAGUUCGGCCGCCUGUGCAGGCACUUCAAGUGGGACAGGCGUGAGCUAAAUGAGGCCAAGGCAGAGUUCAAGGCUGCCAUGGUAGAGCAAUUUAACACCACCUUUGGGACUGACGAGAAGAACUUGGAGUCAUGGCAGCGGCUCUGCCGGACUCUUGGGGUCGGAGUGCCCAACACCUUGAAAGAAUCUCGACAGCGUGUGCAGCGAACGCACGUCAACCUCGUCGACCUCACUGAGUCUCCCCAUACAGGAGAAAAGGCCGAGAUUUUCCCCACGGUCGAAGCCCUGCGGGAGUAUACGCUCGAGACGAGGAAGUUCUUCCCCAGAAAUGAAGCCCAUGCGGGCGGUUUACUCAAGACGCUACUCCGCCAGAUACUGGCGGCGCCUCCACCAAAAUCCCAAACAAAGCAGCCAGCAAGGAAGAGGGUGGAUUCAGGUGUUGACUUGAGCCACUCCGUUGCCUUGGAGGGUAACAGUCAGGCCAUCGUUACAGCAGGGAGUGACACGCGAAAGUCAAGGAUCACAGUGGCUCGGGACGGGUCUAUCAUUUUCAUGUCUCACGGGGUCUAA
This is a messenger RNA of Ilyonectria robusta, 825 nucleotides long. RefSeq lists its product as uncharacterized. The transcript is spliced from 2 exons. The record is from RefSeq and is a predicted model, not a curated record. Gene Ontology annotation, molecular function: metal ion binding. Bases 1 to 825 code for a protein of 274 amino acids. NCBI's taxonomy places the organism in Eukaryota, Fungi, Ascomycota, Sordariomycetes, Hypocreales, Nectriaceae.